AUGAGGCAUUGGAAACGACGCUCAUCCGCAGUUUUGGCCAUCGUCCUGGAGGUAUUAGUGCUCCUCUCGCCUGAUCCUGCAGAGGCCAUGACGAUGGAUCAGUUUUUGGCCUCGCUAGACAUGAUUCGGAAUGGCUGUGCUCCCAAGUUUAAACUUAAUAAAGAGGAUCUGGAUCGGCUUCGCAAGGGAGAUUUCAAUAUGCAGCCAUCGCAGGAUCUCAUGUGCUAUACUAAGUGUGUGUCCCUAAUGGCGGGCACCGUAAAUAAAAAAGGAGAGUUCAACGCGCCAAAGGCCCUUGCGCAGUUGCCACACUUGGUCCCGACGGAGAUGUUAGAGAUAUCCAGGAGAUCUGUGGAGGCUUGCAGGGAUGCGCAUAAAGCUUUCAAGGAGUCGUGCGAGAGGGUCUUUCAAACAGCGAAGUGCCUAGCAGAUAAUGGCGAAGGAAAGUUCAUGUGGCCUUAAAGCGAGUGCUAGAAAUAUUCUAUGGAACCAAAGAAGUUGUAUGAAUCCAGAAACUUGGUUUGGUCUCUUAAAUUCUUGGCUUUAAUUUUCAAAUAAUAAAUAAGUAUUAUAUAAUUUUAUGUGUUAUUUGCAUGAUUUAAGCAAUUGUUUCGUUAAAGCAAAAAACCUUAAAAAUGAUAUUAUUAAAUAACAAAUGACAAAUAAAAGUCACCUUUUGGUUUCAAA
This is a messenger RNA of Drosophila ficusphila, 687 nucleotides long. RefSeq names its product general odorant-binding protein lush (gene lush). The coding region runs from base 1 to 462 and encodes 153 amino acids. The transcript has 3 exons. Gene Ontology annotation, molecular function: dibutyl phthalate binding; odorant binding. Gene Ontology annotation, biological process: sensory perception of smell; olfactory behavior. NCBI's taxonomy places the organism in Eukaryota, Metazoa, Arthropoda, Insecta, Diptera, Drosophilidae. The record is from RefSeq and is a predicted model, not a curated record. Gene Ontology annotation, cellular component: extracellular region.